CACACGUAUUUCCCAGAUAAAAAGAUUUUAAGGUUAGGUUUGUGAGGGAUCUCUGGAGAUCAUCCAGUCAAACCCCUCUGCCAAGGCAGGGUCACCUCGAGCAGAGACACAGGAAGGAUCCACGUUAGCUUGGAAUGUCGGGAGACUCCACCACUCCACUGAGGUUUCCCUUCUGGAAGCACUCCACAGACCCAAGACGCUCCACAGCCCUGGGCGUGCAGAGCCCAUUUUUACCAUCGCGAUCAUUACUACACUGUCUCCACACCGCUUUGCUCCCCGCAGACUCCUUCCCGAGAGCAUGUCCCGGUCCACGAUGGGUCGGCGGAGCACAAUCGGCGCCGUGAGGGCGGCGAGGGGCCAGGCUGAGGGGAGGUCUGCGACGUGCGUGAGCCCCCGGGCACGGCCCCUCAUCGCCUCCCGCCAUUUCCCCGCAGGCAGCGCGCGGCGUCCCAAGAGCGGGAAACCGCGGGGGGUGCUGCCCGUGAGGGCGGGGCGAGUGGCGGUCUCGCGCCGCGCCUCGCUCCCGCGGCACGUGCAGGGCGGGCCGCACUUCCGGCCGGGAGGGCGCUUGUAGGAGGGGCGGGGUCACGCUUGCGCCGUGAGGCCGCGCGCCGGCGGGGCGGCCGCUCCCGGCACAGCGCGCGGCGUCCCCUCGGCCGCCCGGUACUGUGGCUGCUCCUUCCUCCUUUCUCCUCCUCCUCCUUCUUCCUCCUCCUCUUCCCCUUCAGGAGCCGGCAGCGGGCGAAGAGAAGCGGGUUCCGCGGCCGGCAUGUGAAGUGGGGCACCUCCUCGCCGCCGCUUGCGUCCGGUUUCUCCUCGGUUCUUCCUGGGGCUCCGCUCGCCAUGAAGAAGUUUUCUCGCAUGCCCAAGUCCGAGGGGAGCGGCGGCGGCGGCGGCGGCGGCGGCGGGACGGCGUGCGGUGGCUCCGGGAGUGGCGUGGUCCUGGGCAGGGCGCUGGCGGUGGGGCGGUACCAGGUGACCCCCGAGGAGCCGCUUGCCGAAGGUGGCUUCUCAACUGUGUUUCUGGUGCGCACCCCCAGCGGGACCCGCUGCGCGCUGAAGCGAAUGUGUGUGAAUAAUGUGCCAGACCUCAACAUCUGCAAGAGAGAAAUCACCAUUAUGAAGGAGUUAUCUGGGCACAAGAACAUUGUGAGUUAUUUGGACUGUGCUGUCAACUCACUAAGUGCUAACGUGUGGGAGGUGCUCAUCCUCAUGGAGUACUGUCGAGCUGGGCAAAUUGUGAACCAGAUGAACCAGCGCCUGCAGACAGGCUUCACUGAGUCAGAAGUGAUGAGAAUAUUUUGUGAUACCUGUGAAGCUGUUGCCCGGUUGCAUCAGUGCAAAACACCUAUAGUUCACCGGGAUCUGAAGGUGGAGAAUCUGUUGUUAAAUGAUAAUGGGAACUACGUUCUCUGUGACUUUGGCAGUGCCACUAACAAAUACCUGAACCCUCAAAAAGAUGGUGUUAAUGUGGUUGAAGAAGAAAUUAAAAAAUACACUACACUAUCAUACAGAGCUCCUGAGAUGAUCAAUCUGUAUGGAGGAAAGCCAAUUACUACCAAGGCAGAUAUCUGGGCAUUGGGCUGCUUGCUGUAUAAGCUCUGCUUCUUUUCACUUCCAUUUGGAGAAAGUCAGGUUGCCAUUUGCGAUGGAAGCUUUACUAUCCCGGAUGGCUCACAAUUCUCCCACAGUGUUCACUGCUUGAUAAGAUAUAUGCUUGAACCAGAUCAAGAGCAGAGACCUGAUAUCUUUCAAGUAUCUUACUUUGCCUUUAAAAUUGCCAAAAAGGAGUGUCCAGUGUCUAAUAUUAAUAAUUCUCCUGUCCCUUCAACUCUUCCUGAACCCAUGACGGCUAGUGAGGCAGCUGCUAGAAAAAGCCAAAUAAAAGCAAGAAUAACAGAUGCUGUUGGACCAACAGAAACCUCAAUUACACCACGACAAAGACCAAAGGCCAGUUCAAGCAGUGUCCCUUCCAGUGUGCUGGCGAUCCAGAGCUCAGCAACUCCUGUCAAAGUACAAGUUCCUGGGGAAUUUGAUAAUCAUGGGCAAAAAGGAAGCACGAGACCAGGAAACGGACAAGACAUGUCACAGUCCCAAGGGACCACCCCACAGCAGCACAGGGUCCUCCAGCAGCUGCAGCAGGGAGAUUGGAGACUGCAGCAGCUGCACCACUUCCAUCACCAGCCUGCCAUGCAGGAUGCUUAUAUCCAGCAGUAUCACCAAGCAGUGCACCAACAGAUAGUCCAGCAGCAGCUGUUGCUGCAAUCUGUGUACCAGCAGCAGCCUGCCCAGUUACAGUAUCCUGCCAUGGUGCAGCAGUACCAGCAGACUCUCCUGCAGCAGCAGGUGCUGGCUCAGCAGCGGGCACAGCAGGUGCAGUCCCCUGAAUAUAUCACCUCUCCACAAGACCUUGCACCAGCCUUAAUCUCCUACCCCAGGUCACUCCCAGUGCAUAGUGGAACAGUGGCAGAUCCUCCCUACCCUACAAACAGGUCAGGUGUUCCUGAUGCUGAAGCGAUUGCCAAUUACCCGAAGCAGAACAUCAGUAACCCGCCUGAUAUGUCAGGUUGGAACCCAUUUGGAGAGGACAAUUUUUCCAAGUUGACAGAGGAGGAGCUGCUGGACAGAGAGUUUGACCUACUAAGAUCAAACAGGCUGAUGGACAGGAGGGCAUCUCCAGAUAAGAAUGUGGAGCCACAUGCUGCUUCACAGACAAGUGCUCCUGAAGAUCCCUUUGGUUCUGUUCCUUUCAUUUCUCAGCAAGGUUCUCCUGGAAAACAAGUGGAUAACUCAGCCAGUAAUCAAGGAAGUAACUUAGGGACCCCAACAAAGGCUGGAAAACUGAGCCAUGCAUUUAGAGAUCCUCGGGCAGGGAGGAAAAGUGCAGAGGGACAUGUGACAAAAGGUGGUGAGGAGUCAGAGAGUGAUUUUGAAUCUGAUCCUCCUUCUCCCAAGAGCAGUGAGGAAGAAGAACAGGACGAUGAAGAAGUCUUGCAUGGAGAGAAUGGAGACUUCAAUGAUGACGAUACAGAACCAGAGAACUCAGGCCACCGACCUCUCCUCAUGGAUUCUGAGGAAGAGGUGGAAGAAGAGGAGGAAGAAAAGCAGAGCUCUGAUUCUGAUUGUGACCGAACCAAGCAAAAAUGUGUGGGAGGGCUCCUGAGCAAUCGGUUCAGAGAUGGUACGGGUAGCGGUGAAAUCACAGAGCCCAGUUCAGUGCCUAUGUCCCCGCCUGAGGUGCCAAGCACUCCAGUCAACUCUGGCCAAGAAUUUGACGUGUUUGGAGCUGUGCCCUUUUUCACUCUACAACCUCAGGCCACAGCGAAGAUGGACAAAACUGUUUCUUCUCAGGUGGCUUUUCCCUGCCUAAGCCAAGAGCACGAUGAUUUUGAUGUUUUCAUAAAAGCUCCUUUCAGCAAAAAGAUGCCCCAGCAAGAUGGGCAAGGGUCAGGGAUGGAGCCUCUGCUCUCCCCCAGCUCUCCACGGAGUCUGGAUAUCUUUGGUUGCACCCCAUUUCAGCCAUCCCUUCUCCCCAAGUCUGCUGGGAGUAGGGAGGACCUGUUCGGGCUGGUUCCAUUUGAGGAUAUCACAGAGAGCCAACAGCAUCAGAAGGUGAAGCAGCAGCGGAACCUACAGAAACUGUCUUCCCGCCAGAGGCGCAUGAAGCAGGAGGUGUCCAAGAACAAUGGGAAGCGCCAUCACGGCACCCCCACCACCACAAAGAAGGGGUUGAAACCCAGCUACCGCACCCCAGAGCGUGCCCGCCGGCACAGGAAGGCCGGCCGCAGGGACUCCCAGAGCAGCAACGAGUUCCUGACCAUCUCAGACUCCAAGGAGAACAUCAGUGUGGCUGUAUCUGACAGCAAGGAUCGAGCCAACCCUCUACAGACAGACGAUACUCUACUGGAUCCUUUCGGCGCCAAACCCUUCCACCCGCCGGACCUGAUGCGCCAUGCCCAGCACCAGGGCUUUGGGGACAGCCGCGGGGACCAUGGCACAGUAGUCGUGGCUGGCAGGCCAAGGCAGAGCUCCUUGCAUGGGGCCAUUCACGGUGGGGACGGGCUGAAAACAGAUGACUUCGGUGCGGUGCCCUUCACAGAGCUGGUUGUGCAGAGCACACAGAGCCAACCACAGCAGGCACUGGAGUUAGAUCCCUUUGGAGCAGCUCCAUUCCCUUCUAAACAGUAGAGGCUUCCAAUGGGUUUGCCCCACUCCACGUCUCCAAGUCUCUUAAUAAAGAUUUAGUGGCGUAAUUUAUGUGGUUAAAAUGCCAGAGACCUGGGUUGUACAGCUUGUUCAGGCUGAGGAGGCAAUGGCCUGCAUGCAUGAUGGAAUUGCAAAUAACGUCUAAUUCUGAUCUGGGUCUUCUUGAGAAAAAGAAAAAAGAAAUCAGGAAUGUUGUUUCCUUAUGGCAGAUGGCUCACGGAAUGAAAUGAGGAAUAGAUAUGAAUCCCUGUUAAUGACUUGGGGCCCUGGGACAUACUGUCAUUGUGCACUUUGGUGUUGCCUUUCAAUCCCUCUGCCAUGUGCCCCGGUUGAGCGGAACAGGCAGGGAGCACAUGGAAAAUGUUUUCCAUAUGUUCAGGGGGCUGAUGAACUGUGGUGCUUCAUCAUGUCUCAGCACACCUAAGAACAAAGACAUGCUGAUACCCAGAUUAUGUGCUGGAAAUGGCCAAGUCUUUGCUUCCUAGGUGAAAACUACCAUCAUUAAUCAUAAAAAUAAAGCAGCCACAUCCUCAGGGGGCUGUGGCCCAGAAUUCCAGAGCACAGCUAUGGCUUGCAGACAUCUAUACAGCUGCAGAAAUGAAAGGCAGAUUAUUUUUUGUGUGCCUAAAUAGUCAAUUUUAUUUUUCUGAAGUAAGUGCCAUUAAUGUAAAAUAGCAAUCUGGUAAUUUAGAGUCAAAACUAAAGAAGCAGAUAAUUUACUGAUCUGUGAGAAGCCUGAAUGUGUCAGGGAGUGAGACAGCAGGGAUAUGGUUGGGAUUGCAGCACUUAGGAGACUCAUCACACUGGAAGAGAGGCUGUCCUUGAGCACAUAUGGAGUGUUUCAGAUGACUUGCAGAGUUGACUGUGAGGUACAACCAUUGGAUUGAUUUGAUUGCAAAUUGGGAUUUGUGUCUGUUUUCAUCUUGGAUUUUUAUUGCAAAGAAAAUGUGUAUUCUCUCAAACAUGUUGGUUUUUUACCGCAACAGUUUUAUAAAAUGUAACCUAAUGCUCUUCUAAGAUUUGCUAAAUGCACUGUGCUUUGGAGAUGCUUCCUGCCCUGGCUGUGUUCUGGCAGGAGAUGGUGGCUGCUGGACCACUGAGCUGCAUUUCACCCCACACAGCCUUUUGGGCAGGACCCCUGCCCUGCCACCCAGGACCUCAGAAGCUGAGGAACUCCAGGAGGUGCCUCUGGUGAUGGGAGGAGGUAUGAACACUGCUGAGCACAGAGUUUGCUUCCUGUGGUGCAGAAGCUGGUGUUGUGUAGGUGGGACAGCUCCACUGCCUCGCAGCUUGUCCCAAACCAUGGGCACCGUCUGCAGAGACAGUGCCCCUCAGGACAGCCAUGCCUGGUUCCAUGGCCAUCCUUAUGGGGACACGGAAGGAGGUGGUUCCUCAGCUUGUCUCACCUUUCUGUCCUGCUCCACUGGAGGCUGAGUAGGUAGCUGGGUGUUUGCACAUGGAUGACAUAACUGUUUGUGGCCAAGUGUCCCAUGGCCCCCCAUCACAGGUGAAGUGAAAUAUUCAUGGUUGUGAUUUCCCCCCAAUGCCUCCUGCUGGAUAUAGAGAUCUGUGAUCCUGAGAUCUCUGAGGGGCAGGAUUUGGUCCCUUACAAUAUUCACUGAAAACAUUGAAGACAAAUCACAUGACACCUUUGGGAUCAGUUUGAUAAAAUGCCCUCUAGGAUGUAUGUGAGAUUGCUUCCCUUAGCCCAGGAAUCUGAACGUAGCUCAUGGCGAUGGUGUAUUGCCUUCCUCAGUUUAAUUUCUCACAAGGGUGUAUGUGGAAUAUUCCAGCUGUGCCUGCUUCAGUGUGCCUUUUCCAGACUUACAAGUUAAGCCCUUAGGAGAUUGAAGAGAAAUGUUUCAACACAGGACUUUCCAGGCUUUAUUACUGCUCUUCUCACCUGUUUGGUGCCAAAGGCUGCAAGAAGCACAUGCCAGUUUUUGUAGCAUUUCUGACACUCAGGUUAAUGGUCUUUUUCGUUUGUUGUUUUGGUUUUUUGGUGGGGUUUUUUUUUUUUUUUCCCCCUCUGUACAUUCUUAUGAGCUGCCUUUCUCAGUGUCCUUUCUCAGUGUCCUUCAGAGCUGUUACCUGCCUGAAGAGCUCUUGGAACAGAGUUGAAAUGACAAAUGGGGCAGUGGGGUGGACACAAAAUGAGAUUAAAACUGUGGUCAUAAAUGUGGCUGGUCCUCACCAAAGCCACGCUGUUGCUGCCUUCCCAGUGGGAAAGCAACGGGAAGGGUUAACAAUGCACAUGUCACUGGGGCUUGGCUCUAGGGCUUGGGAGAAGUAGGGGCUGUUGGACAUAUUGGGAGAAGGCUGGGCACCAGCAGAUGCAAUGUGGGCAGAAGUGAUCAGGUAAAUUAAAAACAGGAAAUGUGUUCAUGUACUGGUGAUUUACUCCAGGCUGAGAGAGCUGCAGGGGAUUUUGGUAGAGGGUCUGUAUAUAAUUAUAUUGCAGUACAGCAAAGCUGAAGGGAGAGGUAAGGCAAAGGCAACUGCAGACCCCAGUGACUCUAGACCUGGCAUGAGUUAUGGCCCAUGAUAUUUGCCUCCUAGUGGCCUUAACACAAACCUGGUUCUUCAUACUCGAGACACAAUCAGGUUUUUGCUUAAAUGUAACUUUUUAGAGUUAUUUUAUCCUUUCUCAAUGGUCGAUGUGAGAUUGGUGCACCCCACUAAGCUGACUUUGACUGGUGUAUGUAUUUUAUACCAAACUGAAUCCAAGUUUGGGGUUAUUUUCAUCCACUAUUCAAAGGAGGUAAAAUGUGUGACUGUCAGGGAAUGGGAUAUCCUUUGACUUUUUUCAGGGUAUGUGGAGUGCAACAUGACCUUACUUGAAACCAGGAAAGCCCUUGUUGCAGUAGACAUGUAUAUAUUGCCUGUGGUAGCAAGAGGGCAAGGCAAGGGGUUGACACUUCCCUUCCAGACAGAAAUCCCAACGUAUUUUUACAGCUUCUCCUUCAGCAUGCUGAGGGACUGAAACACAGGCCUUCUAGGAUCAGCUGCUGGAGAGAGCGUCUGUCCCAAGGUACUAAGAAGCCCUUAGUGGUUGGGGUCACAGAAAGAAAAACCAGAUAGUUGUGUUUGCAGACUCAAAGGGCCCUGAGGUGUGUAAUUAAUAUAAUUAAUGCUUGGGCUGCCGUUUGUGUGGUGGGGGGCUCUGUGAGCACCAGUGUUGGAGGAAAAACCUUAUAAUCACUCUGGGUGCCCCAGUUAGUAAAACCGAGUACUGUGAAAAUAAGUUGAUAUAUUUGCUACUGUGAGAAUAAGAGUUUAUCUGGAGUUUUUUAUAUUAUAUUGUGUAUUUUUAUAUAUGAGAAGUAUAUAUAAAAUAUACACAUGCUUGCACACAUCACAUACCCCUUGGAGUUGCUGUGGUUUUGGUAACACAGCAGCCACAAUCAUGUUUGUGACUUGAGUGAAUAUGAGUUAAGCACCAAGGUGGCUGCUAUGUUACUGUUCCAUAGUGCUUAGUUUGAAAGGAAAUCUAGGAGAUUGUAUGUAUGCCUAAAAUUGUGACUGAGGCAUCACCUAGUAUUAAAGAGCAUAAAAAUUAAUUUAAAAUUGCUGGCAUUCAGCUUUUAAGUGCACUUGCCUGAACUACACUUCCAUUUCUUGUUAGACUUGGAGUUUCUAAAGCUUUUCUGUGUACUACUAAAGCAAGAACUUUUAACUUUUUUUGUGAAGCUGAUGUGUAUCAUAAGAUCCUUGGAGUUGUUAAAUAAACAAACCUGGUGACAGUGUC
Molecule: messenger RNA, 7954 nt
Organism: Prinia subflava (tawny-flanked prinia)
Lineage: Eukaryota; Metazoa; Chordata; Aves; Passeriformes; Cisticolidae
Gene: BMP2K
Product: BMP2 inducible kinase
Exons: 16
Coding region: 844-4188 (1114 amino acids)
Biological process (GO): protein phosphorylation
Molecular function (GO): protein kinase activity; ATP binding
Source: RefSeq, a predicted model, not a curated record